AUGUCCGACCCGAAUCCACUCCUCCUGCUUGUGCAGCAGCUCCAGCAAGAGCUCCAAAACCAGCGCCUUGAUAUUCAAAACCAGCGUAAUGAAAUACAGCAACUACGUGCGGACCUUGAUGCUUCCCGAACAGAUGUCCACCAGCUUCGUACGCAGCUUCUUUCCGUCCAGACACCCAGAUCCCGCCUGCCAGAUCCGCCUCGCUUUAACGGUAAACCAUACACGCUUCGCACAUGGCUCCCGUCAAUUAAAGCAAAACUUCGAUCAGACCAGCUCGUAGGAGCUGAUGCUUUUGACUAUCGUCUAUGCCAUAACCCACGGGAACAGCAGGAGGCUAUUCAGCGCUUUACUUCUAUACAACAGAGGGAUGACGAAUCGCUUAUCGCCUACCUUGCUCGUUUUGAACGACUUUCAUAUGAAGCCAAUGUAAACUCAUGGCCAGAUAUAUCACGUGUUACCACGCUACACCGGGGGCUACGGCCUAAUCUCCGUCGAAUACUAGAAGACUCGAAUAAUUCUCUCUUUGAUCUUCCCUAUAAUGAAUAUAUUGAACUUGUCCAGAGUACCGAUCGGCGUACCCGUCCUAGUCCAAAAUCAGACCCGAAACCAGCUUUGACCCCGAAUACAGACCCAAUGGAUACUGAUCCGGUCCGAGUCAACUCAGUUAAAAUAAACCCCAAUCCUGUUCAUGUUGGCUCUGUGAGAGUAGCCCGAGCUGCUUCGCCUGUUUUAUCUGAUUCUUCUCAUGAAUCCACCACCUCUGACCGCCGCCGUUUCCGACUUGCGAAUAAUUUAUGCCUUUACUGCGGUUCUAAUGAUCAUUGGAUCGCAGACUGCGAUGCCCGCUCUACUUUGUCUGAUACUUCCGAGAAACCUCCGAAAAAGCUUACAGCCCGCGCCAGCAACCCGCCUCGCUAUUAG
Messenger RNA from Aspergillus tanneri, 921 nucleotides. RefSeq lists its product as uncharacterized. NCBI's taxonomy places the organism in Eukaryota, Fungi, Ascomycota, Eurotiomycetes, Eurotiales, Aspergillaceae. The record is from RefSeq and is a predicted model, not a curated record. The transcript is spliced from 2 exons. Gene Ontology annotation, molecular function: nucleic acid binding; zinc ion binding. Bases 1 to 921 code for a protein of 306 amino acids.